GGAGAGCGUCUCGGCCCUGCCCGUCGGAGAGGCGCCGCGCCGAGCCAUGGCCGCGGCCGUCAGCACCAAGGCGGCCUGGAAGCUGCAGGAGCUGCCGGCCCACAGCGGCAAUGUCUCCUCCCUGGUGCUGGGGAAGAGCUCCGGCCGCCUGCUGGUGACAGGAGGAGAGGACUGCACGGUCAACAUCUGGGCAGUGAACAAACCCAACUGCAUCAUGAGCCUGACAGGCCACACCACCCCCAUCCAGAGCCUCCAGAUCAACAGCAGUGAGGAGCUGAUUGUGGCAGGCUCUCAGUCAGGCUCCAUUCGAGUGUGGGACCUGGGAGCUGCCAAAAUUCUCAGGACCUUGCUGGGCCACAAGGCCAGCAUCUGCAGCCUGGAUUUCCAUCCCUUUGGAAGCUUUGUGGCCUCUGGCUCCCUGGACACAAACAUCAAGCUCUGGGACGUCAGGCGCAAGGGCUGCGUCUUCAGGUACAAGGGUCACACGGAAGCUGUGCGCUGCCUGCGCUUCAGCCCCGACGGGAAGUGGUUGGCCUCUGCUGCUGAUGAUCACACUGUGAAGCUGUGGGACCUGGCUGCUGGCAAGAUGAUGUUUGAGUUCUCAGGGCACUCUGGCCCGGUCAACAUCGUGGAGUUCCACCCCAAUGAGUACCUGCUGGCUUCUGGCAGCUCUGACAGGACUCUGCGGUUCUGGGACCUGGAGAAGUUCCAAGUUGUGAGCUGCAUCGAGGAGCAGGCAGCUCCUGUCAGGUGUGUGCUGUUCCACCCUGCCGGCUGCUGCCUCUUCGGGGGCUGCCAGGACUCGCUGCGGGUCUACGGCUGGGAGCCUGAGCGCUGCUUCGACGUGCUGCCCGUGCCCUGGGGCAGGGUGGCUGACCUGGCCUUCUGCAGCAGCCAGCUGAUUGGAGUCUCCCCUGCACAGAACACGGUGUCUUCCUUCGUGGUGGACCUCAGCAGGGUCACCCAGUCCGACUGUGCCGCCGGGGGGCUGCCGAGGGAGCAGGAGCCCGCGCCCCCCGGCCCCGCCGGCUGCUCCCUGCGCCGCAUCUACGACCGGCCCUGCGCCCACAACUCGGAGAGUGAGCGGCGCAGCCCCAGCAGCGAGGACGAGAAGGAGUCCAGGGCUGAGAUCCAGAACCAGGAGGACUACAAAGAGAUCUUCCAGCCCAAGAAUGCUAUCUCUCGAACUCCUCCUCGCAGCACUGAGCCCUUCCCAGCCCCCCCUGAGGAUGAUCCUGUGGCUGCAAAGGAUGCAGGGAAGCCCUCCCAGGCUGCUGAUGCCCAGCCCCUGCUGCCAAAGCAAGAGCUUCCAGAGCCAGCUCAGAGACCACCUCUUGCCUCCUCAACUCCUGUGACCAGAGCAGAGCCAGCAGUGAUUCCUGCAGCCAGGAAUGAGCCCAUUGGCCUCAAGGCCUCUGACUUCCUCCCAGCUGUGAAGAGCCAGGGCCAGGCCGAGCUGGUGGACGAGGAGGCCAUUACCCAGAUCAGGAAGGGCCACGAGACCAUGUGUGUGGUGCUGAGCAGGCAGGCACAAGAACCUGGGACAGCGUGCGGGGCGGCCUGGAGCAGCAGCGACCCCCGGAGCUCUGUGGACUCUGCAGUGGCCAUCAAUGACCUCUCUGUGGUUGUGGAUCUGCUCAACAUCGUCAACCAAAAAGCCUCUCUCUGGAAGCUGGAUUUGUGCACCAUAGUCCUGCCCCAGAUUGAAAAGCUGCUCCAGAGCAAAUAUGAGAGCUAUGUGCAGACUGGCUGCACCUCCCUGAAGCUCAUCCUGCAGAGGUUCCUGCCCCUGAUCACUGACAUCCUGGCUGCACCUCCCUCUGUUGGGGUGGACAUCUCCAGAGAGGAAAGGCUCCACAAGUGCAGGCUGUGCCUGAGGCAGCUGCAGGCCAUCAGCAGCAUCGUCAAGAGCAAGUCGGGGCUGAGUGGCCGCCACGGCAGUGCCUUCCAGGAGCUGCACCUCCUCAUGGCUGUGCUGGACUGACAGCUGCCCCCUCCUCACCUGCAGGCAGGGGGAGGCCCAGCUGCCCCUCUGCCCUUGCCUUGCCUGCCUUUCACCCC
This is a messenger RNA of Dryobates pubescens (Downy woodpecker), 2061 nucleotides long. RefSeq names its product katanin regulatory subunit B1 (gene KATNB1). Gene Ontology annotation, biological process: microtubule depolymerization; microtubule severing. The record is from RefSeq and is a predicted model, not a curated record. NCBI's taxonomy places the organism in Eukaryota, Metazoa, Chordata, Aves, Piciformes, Picidae. Gene Ontology annotation, molecular function: microtubule binding. Gene Ontology annotation, cellular component: katanin complex.